UCCAGUAGUGAGAGAGCAAGAAGAGGCACUAGCUAGCCAAUUAGAAGGACUGCCUCAGGGUCAGGGGGAGAGUGGUCAGCGAGAGACCGAGAUCGAGAUCGAGCAGCCAUGACUCAGCUGGCGCCUCUGCCCAAGGUGGUGCUGGGCUCGCUGGCGUUCGGGGUGUUCUGGAUGCUGGCGGUGUUCCCGUCGGUGCCGUUCCUGCCGAUCGGGCGCACGGCAGGGGCGCUGCUGGGCGCGGUGCUCAUGAUCGUGUUCCACGUGAUCAGCCCCGACGACGCGUACGCCUCCAUCGACCUCCCCAUCCUGGGCCUGCUCUUCGCCACCAUGGUGGUGGGCGGGUACCUCAAGGGCGCCGGCAUGUUCAAGCACCUGGGCGCGCUGCUGGCGUGGCGGAGCCAGGGCGGCCGCGAUCUGCUCUGCCGCGUCUGCGUCGUCACCGCGCUCGCCAGCGCGCUCUUCACCAACGACACCUGCUGCGUCGUGCUCACCGAGUUCGUGCUCGAGCUCGCCGCCGAGCGCAACCUCCCCGCCAAGCCCUUCCUGCUCGCGCUCGCCACGAGCGCCAACAUCGGGUCCAGCGCCACCCCCAUCGGCAACCCGCAGAACCUGGUCAUCGCCUUCAACAGCAAGAUCACCUUCCUCCAGUUCUUCUUCGGCAUCCUGCCAGCCAUGCUCGCCGGGAUAGGCGUCAACACGGUCAUGCUUCUCUGCAUGUACUGGAAGGACCUCGAGGGCGCCAGCCCCGACGAGGUGGCCGCCGGGAAGGAGAUGGAGGCCGCCGAGGAGGGGCGGUCGCCGGCCUCGGUGCUCUCGCUCAAGUGCGGCACCAGCCCCGCCUCCGCUAACGGCGCCGGCCUGCGCCAUCGCCAGAACGGCAACGGCCACGACGCGGACUCGGUGAUGUCGGAGAACAUCUCGACCAAGCACCGGUGGUUCAUGCAGUGCUCGGAGCAGCGGCGGAAGCUGUUCCUCAAGAGCUUCGCGUACGUGGUCACCGUCGGCAUGCUCGUCGCCUACAUGCUCGGGCUCAACAUGUCGUGGACCGCCAUCACCACCGCCAUCGCGCUCGUCGUCGUCGACUUCCGCGACGCCGAGCCGUGCCUCGACAAGGUGUCCUACUCGCUGCUAGUCUUCUUCUCCGGGAUGUUCGUGACGGUGAGCGGGUUCAACAAGACGGGUCUCCCGGGGGCCAUCUGGAACUUCAUGGCGCCCUAUGCCAAGAUCAACCACGUCAGCGGCGUCAGCGUGCUCUCCCUCAUCAUCCUGCUCCUCUCCAACCUCGCCUCCAACGUGCCAACUGUGCUGCUGAUGGGGGACGAGGUGGCGGCGUCCGCGGCGACGAUCUCGGCGGCGGCGGUGACGCGGUCGUGGCUGCUGCUGGCGUGGGUGAGCACGGUGGCGGGCAACCUGUCGCUGCUGGGGUCGGCGGCGAACCUGAUCGUGUGCGAGCAGGCGCGCCGCGCGCAGCGCAACGCCCACGACCUCACCUUCUGGAGCCACGUCGUGUUCGGCGUCCCGUCCACGCUCGUCGUCACCGCCAUCGGCAUACCGCUCAUCGGCAAGAUCAGCAUCUAGUAGUAAUAGCAGCUUAAUUGGUUAGCAUCUAUCGAUCCGUGGAAGGAAAAGCUUCGAGACUUCGACAAACAAAAACGUCGUGCCAUGGCGACCGGUCGACAAGCUGAGCAAAAACUAAAGGCAAUCAAGCCGUGCACCCUCAUGAGAUAUAUGCAUGCAUCAAGUGUGCGAUUAUUAGUUAUUGCAUCUUUCUAAUUUCAAGUCUCAAUUAUUAUAGAUUUGCUGUAUAGUUUUAUUGUCCCUGCUCUGAGACCACUGGCCAGACUAGUAGAGCAGUAACAUAAGAUGUUAAGAAAGAUGCAUCAAUGUGCUAAUAGGCAGCGCGUGCAUGCAAGAUCUCUAACCUAGUUUGCCGCUUUGUUGGUUCAGUUGAAUCAAGCUACUAGAUAGUGAGUAUUAAAAACUAGCCUUAUGGUUUUCAAGUCUUAUAAAGUUGGCAACUGUAUUCACUGUUUUUGCUU
Panicum hallii is the source of this 2039-nucleotide messenger RNA. Its product is annotated as silicon efflux transporter LSI3. Gene Ontology annotation, cellular component: membrane. The transcript has 3 exons. The record is from RefSeq and is a predicted model, not a curated record. NCBI's taxonomy places the organism in Eukaryota, Viridiplantae, Streptophyta, Magnoliopsida, Poales, Poaceae. The coding region runs from base 109 to 1578 and encodes 489 amino acids. Gene Ontology annotation, biological process: transmembrane transport.